This is a messenger RNA of Paramecium octaurelia, 778 nucleotides long. Lineage: Eukaryota; Ciliophora; Oligohymenophorea; Peniculida; Parameciidae. The record is from the annotation of a GenBank genome assembly.
AUUCAACUUGAUUAGCUAAAAAUGGAAAAUAAUUAAAAUUCAGAUGUUUAAUCCUAACCACCUAUCACAAUAUUUCCCAAUUGCUCUAAUAUUGAUGAUGAUUAAGAAAUAGAAAAUUAAGAGAUAGAAGAACAAAAACAAUAUUUUUCUCAGUUAUUUGAGGAAUUAUGUGCUUAUUCUAUUAAUCCAUAGGAGGAAGCCUUCAUUGACAAGAAGUAAGUAACCUUAUAUGAUUCACGUUUUAGAAGGACUAAUAAAUUCAGCCAAUUCAGAAGGGGAUCCUACAAGAUUAUGAAAAAACAACAAGAAAGGAAGAGAAAGUAGCAAAUAAUUGAGUAACUCUUCUAAAAACAAUAAAAAACAGACUUUAUUGAAUUUAAAUAGAAGAAGUGUGAAGAUAAGUGUAUUUCAGAAGAAAUUUAUAUAUAAUAAGGGGAAUGGCAUGAGGACCACUGUAUUCAUGUUUAGGAGCAUGAUGUCAUUCCCCUUGGAUACUUGAGAUGUGGUUAAGGUAAUUUUUUUGAAUAUCUUUUGCUUUAGAUUUAAUGCUCCUAAACGAGAAUACAUGCAAUGUCAACAAUUAUGAAAAUUGCUUGCAAUUAACUAAUAAUAAUGAAAUCAACAACAAUUAAUUAUUCAUGAAUGCAUUGGAUAUACCAUUAGCACCAGAACCACAAUUGCCAAACCUUUGAGUUGCCCCCUUGUUUCUGAGGAGCUCAGAAAAAGGGGUUGAAAUAAAGUUGCGAUCACUUGUGAAGUGACAAUGCUUUCAUCGACA